Messenger RNA from Mangifera indica (mango), 1442 nucleotides. RefSeq names its product protein RETARDED ROOT GROWTH, mitochondrial. Bases 131 to 1222 code for a protein of 363 amino acids. The transcript is spliced from 7 exons. Lineage: Eukaryota; Viridiplantae; Streptophyta; Magnoliopsida; Sapindales; Anacardiaceae. The record is from RefSeq and is a predicted model, not a curated record.
GUCCAAAAAAAAAAAAGUGGGAAAUUUGUUUCAUAGGGGGGGAAAUAGUCCUUCGGCCCUGAAGCAGAGGUAAAGCAACAGCCGUUUCAUGUACAUCUGAAGCUCAUUGAUUGAAUCCAUUUAUAGUUACAUGGGUCGAUGGCGAUAUGCUUCUUUAAUUCUCAGUCGUGUUACCUCAAUUUAUAAAUCACUUCUUGUUCCUCCACACCCUCCAACCUUUGGCCCCGGUUUAUUUACUUUGAGACACUUCGGUGCAAUCCCAUCUCGUGUAUCUGUUCAUUCCGCCGAAUUAGAUUCUAGGUCACAUGAUUUUGACCUUAACUAUGAACUGGGAGCUAACGAAGAUGAAGACACCGCCAAAAUACCCGUCAAAGCUUACUUUCUUUCUACAAGUAUCAAUUUGAAGAGCUUGCAAGCUGAGAAUUUGAGUGAUGUUAUCCCCCCUUCAUCUCGUUCAUCAAAUUACAUUGCCCUCAGAUAUUGCAAUUUGCCUUCAGAAAUUUGUGAACUUGGGAUCAGGGAGAAUGUGAGCCACUGUCGUUACAUGGUUGUGUUCCAAUAUGGAUCUGCUGUUCUGUUUAAUAUCGAGGACCAUGAAGUUGAAAAUUACCUGCAUAUAAUCCGCAGUCAUGCUUCUGGAUUGCUCCCUGAGACAAGGAGAGAUGAUUAUGCCAUAAUGGAGAAGCCACUCUUGGAUGAGGACAUGCAAGGAGGCCCAGACUAUCUUGUUCUUAAGACAUUGGAUACAGAUAGCAUUCGUAUUAUUGGAAGUGUGCUUGGCCAAAGCAUUGCAUUAGAUUACUUUGUUUCUCAGGUUGAUGGUAUGGUUCAAGAGUUUGCAGGUAUAAAUCGUGCAAUGGAGAAAACUGGAACUUUCACGAUGGAUAGGACAAAGCUCCUUCAACUUGUUGGGAAGGCUAACUCAAAUCUUGCUGACGUUAUUCUCAAAGUUGGACUUUUUGAAAGAUCUGAAAUUGCUUGGAGAGAUGCAAAAUAUGCUCAAAUAUAUGAGUACCUUCGUGACGAGUAUGAGGUUGCACAACGGUUUGGAAAUCUGGAUUUCAAACUGAAAUUUGUGGAGCACAAUAUUCAUUUCCUCCAAGAAGUUAUCCAAAACAGAAGAUCAGAUCUUUUAGAAUGGUGUGUCAUUUUCCUUUUGACUCUUGAGAAUGUGAUCUCAGUAUAUGAGAUUGUUCGCGAUUCGACUGGUGCUUCUCUGUGAUUCGACAAGGGAAUUAGAAACCUUAGGAUGACUAAAUUAAGUGAUUAUAGAAAAUUCAAUUGAUUUUUUGAGCAAAUCAAUUUGUUAUUAUGUAUUUGUAAUGAGACAGUGACCACAUCAAAGUCAGUUGAUUUAUAGGGAAACUAAUUAUUCAUUAAGUAAUUGUAAUAAUUCUCCCAUUGCUGGAUAUUACUCCAAAAGAUUUUCCUUAUUGUUUUGA